Messenger RNA from Clonostachys solani, 1779 nucleotides. Lineage: Eukaryota; Fungi; Ascomycota; Sordariomycetes; Hypocreales; Bionectriaceae. The record is from the annotation of a GenBank genome assembly.
AUGGCUACAUAUUACGACAACCACCAUCCGGAGCAUAGCGCGCGUGCGUACCAGCCAGAGAAUCAAUAUAUUCAGCAAUCCUUCCCCAACCAGACGAAUUGGACAGGGAGUGCUCAGAACCUAACCGCUGGUCAUCCCCAUCGUGAUGAAAGCUAUGAGCUACAUCAGCAAUUGAUCUCUAAUGGUACAUCCUAUGCCGUUCACCCACACCUACCCGAGCAAUCUGCGGAAAAUGUCUACCACCCAAGUUUUUUCAAGAGCAUCCCUUGGGCUGGGAUGCUCGGCUUGGUGGUAACUGUCCUUGCUGCCAUAGCUAUCAUUAUAAUGCUAAAGACGGCCGACGGCAAAGCGACGGAUGCCUGGCCGAGCGAGUCGAGAACCAUCCAGCUUUCCGUGAUACUUGCCAUCUUGAUUGCCUUGGUAAAUGCAUCUUUGACGCUUGCCUUUCAUGAGGGUGCGGCUUUGGCCUGGUGGCUUAAAAUGCUGAAGGGCGGCAAUCUCGGUGACAGCCACCGCUACUGGCAACACGGAUCGAGCGCCUUUCAAUCCAUUAUAGGGUUGUGGCACUUCAACAAAGUUACUUUUGUAUCUAUCGUCAUGCUGUUCCUCAUCGCCAGCCCACCGCUUCUACAGAGAGCUGCAGAAAUCAUUACCGUCACCGAGAGUGAGAAUGCGACUUUCAACGCGGCCUUAUCCCAGGACCAGUUCAAACAGCCAACGGGCUACUACAUGACCCACGCCCCAUCGGUCAAUGCCUUGACGAGCAAUUUUUCCCAGGUCGUGCAGGACUUUACAAACCGAAAGAACAUCAGAUUGUCCCUCGAGGGUUGCAAGGGAACCUGUUCCGGGACUUUCGUCACUACCGGCUUCGAUGUCAGUUGCACAAAGGGGGGCAAAGACUACGACAUGAAUAUAAAAACUGGGGGAAAUGCCACGAUUGGCUCUAUAGCUAUAUCUUCCAAUACUAUCUAUAGGGCUGGGGUAAUCACAGUUAUGACUACCCACAAGGCAGAUUCAGCUGAUAAGGGCAAGUUGAUCACCACCAACUGCACCUUGCAGAGUGCUCAAGUGAAAUACCCGUUCAACUACACCAAUGGGAUAAUUGCGUUGGGCGGUGCAAGCUCUUCAGUCGAUGAGAUAGUCAAUCACACAACUAAGCUUGUUUAUCCAAACAUGGAAACUGCUGGCCUGAUGAAACAGCCGUCGAUUUUUGGCGGCAUUGCCUAUGCGCUAGGCAGCAUCUACAACAGCGAAGUGAGAGUUUACAGUUCGGCGAAUUUGGCCAUUAUGGGCUCGGGCCUGAUGACUUAUACCUACAGAAACUUCACAGACGAAGAGCUGGGCAGUAAGAGUAUGAGGUGGAUUGAUCCAAUGCCCGCCAUCCUGGAUGCCAUCCGCGAGGUGACCUUCCGCACCGCGAUAGCGUUUUCAGAUCCCUCCGCGCAACAGACAAUACAAGGCAGCCAGUUGCGUACAAUCAAUAAAUACAAGAUUGAUCUGAGGUUCUUUGGUGGAACUCUGGGCAUCAUUGGUUUCAGCACCUUGGCAGUCGUUAUCUUGUUUCACGGGUUCUGGAGGCUUGGUCGUCCAGUAUCGAUGAGCCCGCUUGAGAUAGCCACCGCAUUUCAGGCACCCAUCACCAAAGGCGCAGUUUCUGUGGCUUCCGAUGCAGAUGACAUCGCCAAGCAGAUUGGCAGGCGUGGAGUCAGAUACCGGGGUAUGUACUUGCCGGAUGGAACUCCAUCGAGAGCCAUUGUGUCCGACGAAUCGAAAGCCUAG